Messenger RNA from Zingiber officinale, 502 nucleotides. Its product is annotated as protein transport protein Sec61 subunit beta-like. The coding region runs from base 135 to 380 and encodes 81 amino acids. Gene Ontology annotation, biological process: intracellular protein transport. NCBI's taxonomy places the organism in Eukaryota, Viridiplantae, Streptophyta, Magnoliopsida, Zingiberales, Zingiberaceae. Gene Ontology annotation, cellular component: Sec61 translocon complex; endoplasmic reticulum membrane. The transcript has 2 exons. The record is from RefSeq and is a predicted model, not a curated record.
GGGCUAGGUGUCCAAGAGAGGCCCAUCAAAAACCUUUACUAUAUAAUCUCUUCUCAGAAUGAAAACGGAAGGCCGGUUCUUCCCUUUCGGAAUCCUCAUCGGAAAACCUAGAUUCGAUCCGUCGCAAAGUUAAAAUGGUGGCUAAUGCUGGAGGUCCACCCAGAGGAAGUGCAGCAGCUGCUGCGAGCUUGCGUAGGCGGAGAACGGCAGGUGGUGGUGGUGCAGCUGCCGGCGGAGGUGCCAGUACGAUGCUCCAGUUCUACACUGAUGAUGCUGCUGGUGCUAGGAUGUCUCCCAACACUGUUCUCUUCAUGAGCAUUGGAUUUAUUGCUGUUGUCGCCCUUCUUCAUGUUUUCGGUAAACUCUACAUUCGUCAUUAGUGUUUCGUCAAUUCAUCAAACAUGCGUCUGAUCGAAUGUUUACCCUCCUUUUCCUUUGAUGUAUCGGAUAUGACAUAAUGUUUAUGUUUUGGUGGUAGAAAAACCAUGGUUUUGUUAUUGAA